GCGAAAAUGGGCAACAAAAACUCCUGCUGUGCUUAUUCGAGCCCCCAAUCCGAACACAAAUCUAAAGAUAUACCACCCGUCUACGAGGAGCGUCACCAUGUGCAUAGCAGCCACCAUAUCUCAUCAUCGCAGCACCAGUUAGAUGGUCAUAUUUCUGCUUCCACGGCGGCUAUACAUCACAGUGCUGGUACACUGGACAAUCCGCACAAUUUGCAGCAUAUUUCAGAGCGCGAAGCGCUCGAAGGUGAGGAUGAUCCUUCCGUCGAUCCGACCGCUGCCACCAUGUUUCUUGAGCGUUCGAAAGUGGAAAACGGUGGCAUUUCACGCAAGCGUUCACAACAUCAAAUCGCCCAACAGGCGGCGAAUUCAACUGGCGGUGGGCUGAAGAAGAGUUCAUCGUGCUCCACCAUCUAUUUGGAUGACAGUACUGUAUCGCAACCAAAUCUCAAAAAUACAGUGAAGUGUGUGUCACUCGCUAUUUACUAUCACAUUAAGAAUCGACAAUCAGAUCGUCGGCUGGACAUUUUCGAUGAAAAGUUGCAUCCGCUAACGCACGAUUCCGUGCCCGAUGACUAUGAUUCGCAUAAUCCAGAGCACAGGCAGAUCUACAAAUUCGUACGCACUCUAUUCAAUGCGGCUCAACUGACUGCUGAAUGUGCCAUUAUAACGCUAGUCUAUCUCGAGCGUUUGCUUACUUACGCGGAAUUGGAUUUGGCACCUUGCAACUGGAAACGUAUGGUACUGGGUGCCAUACUGCUCGCCUCCAAGGUAUGGGACGAUCAAGCCGUCUGGAAUGUGGAUUAUUGUCAAAUAUUAAAAGACAUCACUGUGGAGGAUAUGAACGAACUAGAACGUCAAUUCCUUGAAUUGCUACAAUUCAAUAUCAAUGUACCCUCAUCCGUCUACGCCAAAUAUUACUUUGACUUACGCACGCUCGCCGAGGCGAACGAUUUGUCCUUCCCAACGGAGCCACUCUCCAAGGAGCGCGCCCAGAAGUUGGAGGCAAUGUCGCGUGUAAUGCAGGACAAAGUGACUGCCGAAGCUUUGAAGAAUGGCAUGAAGAAGUGGUCCUCAAUGGACAACAUUAGCCAAGGCGGUCCGCGACGUUCUGUGGCUAUACUUUCGUGAUUUUCAUUAGUUUAUUAGAGCACAUGCGUGAAAAAUUAGAAAUUUUGAUUAUCGAAUAAUUAAUUAUACGCACACCUUUAUGAAAAUUCAUAAUUCUACAUGCGCAUGGGAAACGCCAAUACAUUAUUUUUCGUAAAAAAAAAAUAUAUACAAGCACUUUUGUAAAAAGAUACGCGCGCCGUGUAAGCGAAGCAGUGCUUUAGUAGUAUAGAGACUACCCGCUCGCUUACGGUAGAAUGAGUGCAAUUUUACAACAUCUCUCACGCAUCAUUCAUACAUGGAAAAUGUAAUUUAUGUAUGUCAUACUUCCCAUUAGAAUGCAAUCAGCGGCAAAAUGCGCGCAACAUUUCCGUUUAUCCAGUGAUUGUUUUAUGCUUCGCUGUUCGUCUAACAACUUUAUUUAAAAUAAUAUCCAAUCAAUCACAUACAAAACUUUUGACUGAAAAUAUCAAAAAAUUAAGCCAAUGAUUUUGGCUUGACGGGGAAGGGUACGCAGAUGAGUCUUAUCUGAUCUGUUGCUGCAAAUUUUUGUAGCUGGUUGCAUUUAGCUAAAAAUUAAAGGAAUUAUCCUUUUUAAUGAGAUUGAUUUUCAAAACCUAGUUUAAGAGUCGUAUGAAAUUGAACGCCUAUGAUAUUCGAAACCUUAGAAAGUAAGUGGUUUUGUGAACAGGGUGCGCGUACGAAAUGUUGAUGUGGCUAUAAAUACAAAGCUUUAUUUUAGCUGAAAAUAUCAAUUAUGGCUUGGAUUACCGUCAUGCAAUCCGUCGAUUUACGAGUGCACGUUGACACAUCUCCAAUAGCCCUAUAGUAGCCAUUUUCAAGAAAUUAUAUAUUUGUGAAGCUCGAAUUGUGCAAACUUAAGCGCUAAAGACCAUUUUAAGUAGCUUUUAAAUAGAUGUUUACCCGUCAUGUAAAAAGAGACGAACAAAGAGGUGCAAAAAUUAGUAGAAUAUUUGGAUUUUAAAAAGAAAAUAUCAGUGGCCAAAAAACCGUUAAUAAACAUGAAAUAGGAUAUGGUAUGAAUGAACUGUAUGCUUUAAAAAGCUUAAUAAGACUCCAAAGUAUGCAAAUAUUUUUAAUACUAAGUAAAAUUUACGAAAACAAUUUUCAACGCAAUGGGUUAAUUUUUUUUAUUUUAAUCUAGAAUACUUUUCUGUGCUAUUGAAAACAAGCUGUAGUGGGUUAGGCGUGUAAAAUGGACUAAGGAAUUGCGUUAAGCUCUUUUUUUCUAUUAUUACUAUUUUUUAUAUCAAAGCCAAAACUUGAAUUUCUUUGACUUAGACUAAUUUAAGUCGUCACCUUUCGCUGCUAUACUACUUAAAAUAAAAAAGAUGUGUAUAUUUUUUGUAUAAAAAUAAUUUUGUGAUCAUAAUAUGUUUUACAGCAGUUUUCACAUAAAAUAGUCUUUUGAAAAUUGAGCUUUCGACAUCGUACAUAUUUGAAUAUUUCUAGUAACUAAAAACGAAUUAUUUGCUUUAGGUGAGCAUAAAUAUAUAUAUUAGGCUUAGUUUAAUACUAAAAUUGAAAAGUAACGAACAACAUCAAAAUAAAAAUACUUAAAACUUUUUAGAUUCUAAGACUAUUGCAAAAUAUCUACUAAGUAAGGUCUACUUCUAUAUUUAUAAUAACGACCGAACGCAAGCGCAGAAAUUAGCGAAAAUUAAACAAUGAGAAAUGAAUAAAGCGAUAAAAAUAACCAAAAACGUAUAAUUUUUAGUAGAGCGUGUCGUUAGAGAUGUGCGACAUUUGUAAAAUUAUUCUUAAUAAAAAUCGAUGACGUAAAGCGAAUUACACAAGCAAAAUAAA
Molecule: messenger RNA, 2934 nt
Organism: Anastrepha obliqua
Lineage: Eukaryota; Metazoa; Arthropoda; Insecta; Diptera; Tephritidae
Gene: CycY
Product: cyclin-Y
Exons: 2
Coding region: 7-1128 (373 amino acids)
Biological process (GO): regulation of canonical Wnt signaling pathway; regulation of cyclin-dependent protein serine/threonine kinase activity
Cellular component (GO): plasma membrane
Molecular function (GO): cyclin-dependent protein serine/threonine kinase activator activity; protein kinase binding
Source: RefSeq, a predicted model, not a curated record